UCUUGGGCCGCGGCGCCCGAGGCGGGAGCAGGAGGCGCCGGGAGCCGUGAGGAUCCACCGCCGCCGCUGCCGCCGCGCGCGCGCCAUGGAGCCCGAGUGAGCGCGCGGCGCUCCCGGCCGCCGGACGACAUGGAGACGGCGCCGACCCGGGCCCCUCCGCCGCCGCCGCCGCCGCCGCUGCUGCUGCUGGCGCUGUGCUGCAGCCUGGCCCCCGCCGCGGCCUCACCACUCCUGUUGUUUGCCAACCGCCGGGACGUGCGCCUAGUGGAUGCAGGUGGAGUGAAGCUGGAGUCUACCAUUGUGGCCAGCGGCCUGGAGGAUGCAGCCGCUGUCGACUUCCAGUUCUCCAAGGGUGCUGUGUACUGGACAGAUGUGAGCGAGGAGGCCAUCAAACAGACCUACCUGAACCAGACUGGAGCUGCUGCACAGAGCGUCGUCAUCUCUGGCCUCGUGUCACCUGAUGGCCUGGCCUGUGACUGGAUUGGCAAGAAGCUGUACUGGACAGACUCGGAGACCAACCGCAUCGAGGUGGCCAACCUCAAUGGAACGUCCCGCAAGGUUCUCUUCUGGCAGGACCUGGACCAGCCAAGGGCCAUUGCCCUGGAUCCUGCACAUGGGUACAUGUACUGGACUGACUGGGGGGAAGCACCCCGAAUCGAGCGGGCGGGGAUGGAUGGCAGUACCCGGAAGAUCAUUGUGGACUCCGACAUUUACUGGCCCAAUGGGCUGACCAUCGACCUGGAGGAAGAAAAGCUGUACUGGGCUGAUGCCAAGCUCAGCUUCAUCCACCGUGCCAACCUGGACGGCUCCUUCCGGCAGAAGGUGGUAGAGGGCAGCCUCACUCACCCCUUUGCCCUGACACUCUCUGGGGAUACUCUCUACUGGACGGACUGGCAGACCCGCUCUAUCCACGCCUGCAAUAAGUGGACAGGGGAGAAGAGGAAGGAGAUCCUCAGUGCCCUCUACUCACCCAUGGACAUUCAGGUGCUGAGCCAGGAGCGGCAGCCUCCCUUCCACACUCGAUGUGAGGAGGACAAUGGAGGCUGCUCUCACCUGUGCCUGCUGUCCCCGAGGGAGCCUUUCUACUCCUGUGCCUGCCCUACUGGUGUGCAGUUGCAAGACAAUGGCAAGACGUGUAAGGCAGGGGCUGAGGAAGUACUGCUGCUGGCCCGGAGGACGGACCUGAGAAGGAUCUCUCUGGACACACCUGACUUCACAGAUAUAGUGCUUCAGGUGGGCGACAUCCGGCAUGCCAUUGCCAUCGACUAUGACCCACUGGAGGGCUACGUGUACUGGACAGAUGAUGAGGUGCGGGCUAUCCGCAGGGCAUAUCUGGAUGGGUCAGGCGCACAGACACUUGUGAACACUGAGAUCAAUGAUCCUGAUGGCAUUGCUGUGGACUGGGUCGCCCGGAACCUCUACUGGACAGAUACAGGCACAGACCGAAUUGAGGUGACUCGCCUCAAUGGCACCUCCAGAAAGAUCCUGGUGUCUGAGGACCUGGAUGAACCUCGGGCCAUUGUGUUGCACCCUGUGAUGGGCCUCAUGUACUGGACAGAUUGGGGGGAAAAUCCCAAAAUCGAAUGUGCCAACCUGGAUGGGCGAGACCGGCAUGUCCUGGUGAAUACCUCCCUUGGGUGGCCCAAUGGUCUGGCUCUGGACCUGCAGGAGGGCAAGCUAUACUGGGGGGAUGCCAAGACCGAUAAAAUCGAGGUUAUCAACAUAGAUGGGACAAAGCGGCGGACCCUGCUAGAGGACAAGCUCCCACACAUUUUCGGGUUCACACUGCUGGGGGACUUCAUCUACUGGACCGACUGGCAGCGGCGCAGUAUUGAGAGGGUGCACAAGGUCAAGGCCAGCCGGGAUGUCAUCAUCGAUCAGUUGCCCGACCUGAUGGGACUCAAAGCGGUGAAUGUGGCCAAGGUUGUCGGAACCAACCCGUGUGCGGACGGGAACGGGGGGUGCAGCCAUCUCUGCUUCUUUACCCCGCACGCCACCAAGUGCGGCUGCCCCAUCGGCCUGGAGCUGUUGAGUGACAUGAAGACCUGCAUCACCCCUGAGGCCUUCCUGGUGUUCACCAGCAGAGCCACCAUCCACAGGAUCUCCCUGGAGACUAACAACAAUGACGUGGCCAUCCCACUCACAGGUGUCAAAGAGGCCUCUGCUCUGGACUUUGACGUGUCCAACAACCACAUCUACUGGACAGAUGUCAGCCUUAAGACUAUCAGCCGAGCCUUCAUGAAUGGGAGCUCAGUGGAGCACGUGAUCGAGUUUGGCCUCGACUACCCUGAAGGAAUGGCUGUAGACUGGAUGGGCAAGAACCUUUAUUGGGCCGACACAGGGACCAACAGGAUUGAGGUGGCCCGGCUGGAUGGGCAGUUCCGACAGGUGCUUGUGUGGAGAGACCUGGACAACCCCAGGUCUCUGGCUCUGGAUCCUACUAAAGGCUACAUCUACUGGACUGAGUGGGGCGGCAAGCCAAGGAUCGUGCGGGCCUUCAUGGAUGGGACCAAUUGCAUGACGCUGGUAGACAAGGUGGGCCGGGCCAAUGACCUCACGAUUGACUAUGCCGAUCAGCGACUCUACUGGACUGACCUGGACACCAACAUGAUUGAGUCCUCCAACAUGCUGGGUCAGGAGCGCAUGGUGAUAGCUGACGAUCUACCCUACCCCUUUGGCCUGACCCAGUACAGCGAUUACAUCUACUGGACGGACUGGAACCUGCACAGCAUCGAGCGUGCCGACAAGACCAGCGGGCAGAACCGCACCCUCAUCCAGGGCCACCUGGACUUCGUCAUGGACAUCCUGGUGUUCCACUCUUCUCGUCAGGACGGCCUCAACGACUGUGUGCACAGCAAUGGCCAGUGUGGGCAGCUGUGCCUUGCCAUCCCCGGGGGCCACCGCUGUGGCUGUGCUUCGCACUACACACUGGACCCCAGCAGCCGCAACUGCAGCCUCACUCCUGCAUCUGUGGGUGUGGAGCAUCAGGGAUUGCAGUAUGUGUGCUUUAUGACAUGGGAGCAUCAUGGGAAGCAGGGCAGGAAGUUCUGGCUGUGGGUGCGGCUGGAUGUGGCUCUUGCAUAUGAAUGGAGCCCGCUCUCCAUGCUGACCUCUCCCAGCCAGAGUUUGAGCCCAGACAGACAGCCACAUGACCUCAGCAUUGACAUCUACAGCCGGACACUAUUCUGGACCUGUGAGGCCACCAACACCAUCAAUGUCCACCGCCUGGAUGGGGAUGCCAUGGGAGUGGUGCUUCGAGGGGACCGUGACAGGCCAAGGGCCAUUGCUGUCAAUGCUGAGCGAGGGUACAUGUACUUCACCAACAUGCAGGACCAUGCAGCCAAGAUAGAGCGGGCCUCUCUGGAUGGUACAGAACGUGAGGUCCUCUUCACCACGGGCCUCAUCCGUCCUGUGUCCCUCGUGGUGGACAACGCUCUGGGAAAGCUCUUCUGGGUGGAUGCAGACCUAAAGCGCAUUGAAAGCUGUGACCUGUCGGGGGCCAACCGCCUGACCUUGGAAGAUGCCAAUAUUGUGCAGCCAGUGGGGCUGACAGUGCUGGGCAGACACCUCUACUGGAUCGACCGCCAGCAGCAGAUGAUUGAACGUGUGGAGAAGACCACGGGGGACAAGCGGACUAGGGUUCAGGGCCGUGUCACCCACCUGACAGGCAUCCAUGCCGUGGAGGAAGUCAGCCUGGAGGAGUUCUCAGCCCAUCCGUGUGCCCGAGACAAUGGUGGCUGCUCCCACAUCUGCAUCGCCAAGGGUGACGGAACGCCGCGUUGCUCAUGCCCAGUCCACCUCGUGCUCCUGCAGAACCUGCUGACCUGUGGUGAGCCUCCUACCUGCUCCCCUGAUCAGUUUGCGUGUGCCACUGGUGAGAUUGACUGCAUCCCUGGAGCCUGGCGCUGUGAUGGCUUCCCCGAGUGUGCCGACCAGAGCGAUGAGCAAGGCUGCCCAGUCUGCUCCGCCUCCCAGUUCCCCUGCGCUCGAGGCCAAUGCGUGGACCUGCGUCUGCGCUGCGAUGGUGAGGCCGACUGCCAGGAUCGCUCUGAUGAAGCCAACUGCGAUGCUGUCUGUCUGCCCAAUCAGUUCCGGUGCACCAGCGGCCAGUGCGUCCUCAUCAAACAGCAGUGUGACUCUUUCCCUGACUGUGCUGAUGGAUCUGACGAGCUCAUGUGUGAAAUCAACAAGCCCCCUUCAGAUGACAUCCCAGCCCACAGCAGUGCUAUUGGGCCUGUCAUUGGCAUCAUCCUCUCCCUCUUCGUCAUGGGCGGGGUCUACUUUGUCUGCCAGCGAGUGAUGUGCCAGCGCUACACUGGGGCCAAUGGCCCCUUUCCCCAUGAGUAUGUCAGUGGAACCCCUCACGUGCCUCUCAACUUCAUAGCCCCAGGUGGUUCACAGCAUGGCCCCUUCCCAGGCAUCCCGUGCAGCAAGUCCAUGAUGAGUUCUAUGAGCCUGGUGGGGGGGCGGGGCAGUGUGCCCCUCUAUGACCGAAAUCACGUCACCGGGGCCUCAUCCAGCAGCUCGUCUAGCACAAAGGCUACGCUAUAUCCACCGAUCCUGAACCCACCACCAUCCCCGGCCACGGACCCUUCCCUGUACAACAUGGACAUGUUUUACUCUUCAAACAUCCCAGCCACCGCCAGACCAUACAGGCCCUACAUCAUCCGAGGCAUGGCCCCUCCAACGACACCUUGCAGCACAGAUGUGUGCGACAGCGAUUACAGUACUAGCCGCUGGAAGACCAGCAAAUACUACCUGGACUUGAAUUCGGACUCAGACCCCUACCCGCCCCCACCCACACCCCACAGCCAGUACCUGUCUGCAGAGGACAGCUGCCCACCCUCGCCUGUCACCGAGAGAAGCUACUGCCACCUCUUCCCACCCCCUCCAUCCCCCUGCACGGACUCGUCCUGACCUUGGCCGCCCACCCCAGCCUCGCUGCCUCCCUGUAAAUAUUUUUAAAUAUGAACAAAAGAAAAUAUAUUUUAUGAUUUAAAA
Molecule: messenger RNA, 5001 nt
Organism: Onychomys torridus (southern grasshopper mouse)
Lineage: Eukaryota; Metazoa; Chordata; Mammalia; Rodentia; Cricetidae
Gene: Lrp5
Product: LDL receptor related protein 5
Exons: 24
Coding region: 130-4917 (1595 amino acids)
Biological process (GO): canonical Wnt signaling pathway
Molecular function (GO): Wnt-protein binding; Wnt receptor activity
Source: RefSeq, a predicted model, not a curated record